GGUAUGGUGCUGCGUCGGUGUUCUUCUUCCCGGUGUUUGUCGCCAUAGCUCCUGUCCGGACUAAGAUGGAGCUGUCAAAGGUUUAAAGACGUGAGUCGUCCGAUCCCCCUCCUCCAGCAAGCCACCGUGACGUGCUUGUCAUCUUCGUGGCUCAGGGCAUACUCACACUACGGUAGCACUUUGCUGAAUGUAAAUGACCGCUUUUCAGACCCGGCCCGGAUGCACCUGACCGCAUUUACGCACCUGAGAAGUGGAAGAAAAAGUCCUACGGUAGUAUGCGUAUGCCCUAAAAAAUUGUGCAAACAACGGAAGCUAUGGCGCGCCGGGUAGAUAGUGGAGGCGAUCGGGAUCCAUUCUCAGGUGCGUCGGCAUCGCCAUCGCCAUUGCCAUCGCCAUAUUCUCCUUCUUCUUCACCGACAUCGUCUUCGUCGUCAUCGGCAUCGUUCUCGUCUUCUUCGUCAUCGCCAUCGCUUUCUUCUUCUUCUUCUUCUUCACUGCCAUCGCCAUCGCCAUCGCCAUCGCCAUCUUUUUCGUCUUCUUCUUCGCCGCCAUCGCCUUCGUCUUGCUCGGCAUGGGGGUCGUUAUGGCGGCCGUCGUGUGGGUGGUCAGAUCGAAGGGAUCUUAGGCGCCUGGGUGGGAUCGGACGGUGCUCGUCGUCGGGGAGAAGCAGGAAGGCAAGCAGGAGCUUGGCUAUGGUGACGGCUAUGGUCGUCCUGGCGCUGGUCUGCAGCCCGAUCCCGGAGGUCUCCGCGUCGUCGCCCGCUGUCGAGCUCAUCAAGGGGAUUGGCAAUCUGGCCAAAGGAUCGCAGGCUCUUCUGAGGCGGCUGGCGAGGGAACGGGAACGACGGAAGGAUUCGCGAGGCGAGGAGCAGAUUCAACGUCUGCUGGAUUCGCUGAAGUCGUCGUUUGUGUGGUGGAAGGGUGCUUUCGGCAUGGGGUAUGACUUCGCGUCGAAUUAUUUCUGGAAGAAGUCGCCCACUGUGCGAAGGCUCGAACUAGGUCCAGCUUUGCUCAAGGUCGACGGCCUCAUGGUGGCCCUCGACGACUUCCGUCAACGGGCGUCCUCGUCCGAGUGGCAGAGAGACGGUUGGAUUCGAGACAACUGGGAGAAGAUCGCACGGAUGGCGAGAGACUUAAUCAACGACCUUCUCAAAAUCUUUGACAAAACUGUAAGUCCGAGGUACACAAAAUUUUCGGAGUAGGCGACGAAACUUUUUUUUUUUUCAUUUUUUUUCUUCUUUUUUUUUUCUUCUUUUUUUUUCUUCAUUUUCUUUCUUCAUUUUUUUCUUCAUUUUUUUUUCUUCUUUUUUUUUCUUAAAGUCUGGGGCUGUGUACUGGCUGUUUAACACUUCCCUCCACUUUCCAGCUCAGCUUUCUCAGUGCUAUACUUCUUUUCUGAGAUUUCUGUACAGCUUUUGAUCAUCGUUAUUUGUCUUCCUUCCUUUUCUCGGGGGGGUCUCUUUUUGCAUGGUCCGGUGCGUCAUGCGCGCGCUUCAUGUGCUUUCCGAGAAAAAAAAAACGAAAUUGAGUGGUACGGGGUGUCAUGUGCGCAGAUGGGCGCUGCAAGUAGGCAGCGGGCAUGAGGUAGCCAUAGCCUGGCUUGCCUCAUGGUGGCUGGUGUUGGCGAUGGUGCUCUUCGGGUGGUGGGGAUGCACACUGUGGGUUAGAAGGUGAUGAGGGGAGGGAGGAACGAGACAUGUACCUGAUGUGUAUGCGGCAGUCUGCAUUGGUGCCUUCUUCAUGUACAUUGGUCUUCGACUGGAAGUGAUUCUUGGUUCCAUGUCUUUCCCAGAACAAAAAAAUAAAUGCAAUCGAGUAUU
This is a messenger RNA of Chara braunii, 1820 nucleotides long. The record is from the annotation of a GenBank genome assembly. Lineage: Eukaryota; Viridiplantae; Streptophyta; Charophyceae; Charales; Characeae.